This is a messenger RNA of Clarias gariepinus (North African catfish), 3688 nucleotides long. It is a transcript of the gene pkp2, whose product is annotated as plakophilin 2. Gene Ontology annotation, molecular function: alpha-catenin binding; protein kinase C binding; intermediate filament binding. Bases 51 to 2390 code for a protein of 779 amino acids. The record is from RefSeq and is a predicted model, not a curated record. Gene Ontology annotation, cellular component: intercalated disc; plasma membrane; adherens junction. The transcript is spliced from 13 exons. Gene Ontology annotation, biological process: protein localization to plasma membrane; heart development; cell-cell junction assembly. NCBI's taxonomy places the organism in Eukaryota, Metazoa, Chordata, Actinopteri, Siluriformes, Clariidae.
CACAAAAGAAGCUGCGCGUCCGGUUUUAGAUACAGAAAAUCGUCGACGAGAUGGCGGCCGACGAGUCCAUGUUCGUCAGGACGGUCCUGGCUCUUAACGACGCGUUUAAAUCCGAGGACUCGAGUUUAGCUUUGCCGUCGGAGGACCGGUUAGCGCGCGCUGCUCAAGUUGACGCUGACCAGGAGGAACGUCGGAGUCGCGUGGAGCAGCAAGUGCAGCAGCUCACCCUGUCCAGGAGGGGAAAGCGCUCCACCAUGAGGGGUAGUGUGUCUAGCAGCCAGUUAGUAUGUGCCACGCCUUUUAGAAGUGCUCCUAUGAAGGUAAUCUCGUCUUUUGAUCCCAAUGAUGCUUCAGGAACAAGUAGACCUAUGGUUAGGUUGAACAGGCCUCAUUGGGCGAGUCUACGGUUUCCUCGCGUUAACGGAGGAGAGUGCCAGCUGCUUAGGUACGGCUCAUCAGGAAACAGCUUCAACUGGGGUCGUGCGGGUUUUACUCUCCCUGCCAUGAGAGCCGUGUCCUCAGCCGACCGUCUCCACGGGAACUACUAUUUACAGAACUCCACCUGUUCCGAGAUGCUCCAACAGGCUCGGCCGUUCAUCUCGGCUACGCUCCAGUUUCCUAUCAAGCCCGCUUAUGAGGACAGUCUUGAUGAUGUCUUUCUGCCUGACAAUUCACACAUCACCCCACUAAGAACAGAGCAGCAGAUGAUGUUGUGGGAGAAACGCACUGUUCAGAGAACACCUAGUCAGCAUGGAGACGCAGUAUGGGUGACACCGAACAUGCCUGUUGUGGUUAAGGAUAUGAGGCACAGGCAAGAGACAGUGAGAAGACAACCGUCACUAGUCAGUGCAUACGCAAGGAAGAUGGCAGGAUUGAAACAGCAAGGAGCAAAACCUGAGACUCUAAAUGGAAAGGACGGAGGCUCGAUGACCAUGAGGAUGGCUGUAAAUCUCCUGACUGGGAAGAACCAGGAAAUGCAAAUCAAUGGUGCAAACUUCAUACAAAACCAGUGCUUCAGCAGCACGGACGAUAAGAAAAGACUGGCCACGCUGCAUGGGAUCCCAAAGCUUUUAAAGCUCCUGGAAUCUGACAACGGUGAGGUGCAGCAAGCCGCAGCAGCUGCCUUAAGAAACGUCAUCUACGAGAACAACGAGAACAAGAUGGAGGUGAAGGACCAAGAAGGUGUAGCCCUAAUUCUGUCCCUGCUCAAGACAAACCGCGAGGUUGAAACCCGGCGACAUCUCACAGGGUUGCUAUGGAACUUGUCCUCUCAUGACAUGCUGAAGGAGCAGCUUGGAAGAGAAGCUGUAAAACCCCUCACUGAUAACGUGCUUGUGCCCUGCUCGGGUAUCACUGAAGGAGAGGAUCCCAAACUGGAGCUACUGGCAGAUGCUGAGGUCUUCCUUAAUGCUACCAGCUGCCUGAGAAACGUGAGUUCAGCUGGCCCGAACGCACGCAAGUCCAUGAGAGAGUGCGAUAGCCUCAUUGACUGCCUCAUUUAUUACAUCCGGGGAACCAUUGCCGAUCAUAAUCCUGACGACCAGGCCCUAGAAAAUUGCGUCUGUAUCUUGCAUAAUCUCACUUAUCAGUUUGAAUACGAGGUGCCUGAAACGGUCAGGCCGGUGUUGCAGGAGUCCAGACAGAAUGCAGGUGCAGAGACUCCCAGACCCGGCUGCUUGGCUAUGAGAAAUCCCAAACAGUCCGAAACAGACAAGCACUCUGAGACGGAAUACCCGCUGCUGGAGGAGACGUGUAACCCGAUCGGCGUGGAGUGGCUGUGGAACAGCAUCACCGUCCGCAUGUACCUGUCGCUUCUCGCUAUCAGCACUCGGCAGCUCACACAGGAGGCGUCCAUAGGAGCCAUGCAGAACCUGACAGCAGGAAACAGUGGGGUGUCUCAAGCCAUAGCCUACUCCAUCGUGCAGAGAGAAGGAGGCCUGCAGCAGGUGAAGAAGGCAUUCCAGGACGGUGAGGAUGAUGUGAAAAGAGGCUCAGUGUGUCUGCUCAAGAACAUUUCACGCUACAAGGAGCUCCAUUCCGACAUCAUUACACAGGUAUUGCCAGAGCUGGUUGCAAUGCUUCACGCUCCAGACACGGCUACAGUAAUGCCUGCUGAGGUCACGGGUGUCUGUCAGAUUCUCAACAACCUAAGCCAAGAGUCCGUACAGAACGCCCAUGCUGUUUUAAACAACGGCGUCCUGCCUAGGAUCAUCAAGAUCAGCAGCAAAGAGAGGCAUGGAUCUACGAAAGCUGGCCAGGCUGCUAGUGUUCUGCUGCACACUCUGUGGAGACACUCUGAGCUUCAUGGUAUCUAUAAGAAGGCUGGUUAUAGGAAGACUGAUUUCAUCAACAGCAGGACUGUUAGAGCAGUGAAUUCAGCUCGUAACUGACCUCAAGUGGAAGACUGGAGAACUACACUAAAGGAAAAAAACUACACCAACAAGGAAAAUUUAAGACCUUCUGCUGAACUGGACUUGGAUUUCUUUCAAAAACGUCAUUCUUAUGCUCUGCUACUGUGUAAAGGCGAGAUAUAAAACCGGAUCAGUCGUUCCAGCCCACCGUUGAGGAAAGCGCACAUAUCUGAUGUCUUUUAGUUAUUCGACUCUUAAAAUGUGUCCUUGAUCUGACUAAUUUGGUCAGUCCUCAUUUAUUUCCCGUUUGUUGAAGCACUGCCAGGUACUGUAAUUAUCUUAGAUGGAGUGUGGAAGACUUUUUGUAAUUAUGACACAAUAAUGCUUAACAAAAAACUCUCUCCCUUAUUCAUGUUAAUGGCCGCUCCAUUUUUAAGAGUUAUUUAUCUCCCAAUAACCAGAGGCAGUUAUUUAAACUGGUUAGAUAGUAUGCCAUUGUACUUUUUAAGGUUUAUAUAUAUAUUUUUAUUCUUCCAGGUUUUUGCCGCAAUUCAGCUCCUAGCACUUUUGACAUUGAUGCAGCUCAGACUCAGGCAUGUCCGUUCAGACCCUAUGUAGUACUAAUAAAAAAAAAAAUUUGUAAUGCCCCAUCAUUAUUUUAUUUUUAUUUUUUGUUUCUCAUAUUUUCCUAUUCAAAUGAAUGGUUGAACAUUUGCAAUUUGUAAUGUUACUCACUCUGUAAGCUGCUGCUGUGGCGCAAUCACACUUCACCCUUACUUACAGAAAUGCAUCUUUAAUUGAAAAUGAUAUGUGACUUAAAUAGGUAAUGUGCUGAAGUAACGUGCCGAGAUAACUUACUAAUGUUAUGUGCUGAAGUAACACACACACAUAUAUUAGCUUCAGACAUUACUUUAUGCCUCAAAGUACAGCCUUGUUAGGCCGAUGUUUCCAUACACAUCGUAAUGUGUGCUUUCCCAUGCUAGAAGCUGGAAUUUAUUUAACAACACAUAGCUUUGCCCCAGUUUUUUUGUGCACUGUGUUCUGUACUUUCAAAUUAUUUUUUAAAAUGAUUUUAAAUAUGUGUAAUAAUUGUUCUGUUUUUAUUUGGUUUUAUACUAAAUAAAUGUUAGGAGUAUCUUCCUAACGUUUGUUGAUCAUGUAUGUAUUUUAAUGUCAUCUUUUUGUCCUUCUAGAUGAGCAUUUCUCCUUUUUGUGUAUUGUUUGCAGUAAAUUAGUGUAUAAUUAUUCUGUGCGUGCCAGCCAGAAAAAGAAAAUGUGACUUUCUUGGUGCUGUGUACAUGGACAUGAAGUAAAAGCAAUUCUCUUUGUAAAUUCAA